UUGCGCACUUGCAAGUUGCGACCCAUUGAUGGGUCGCGAACGAAAUUUGAGUGGGCCACGAAACAUAAGACGCCAUACCGGUAGAUCGGGUUAACGGCCGGUAGGUACUCGUACUAAUAGUAUUUCAUGCUCCCUUUUAAGACACCCAAAAGGUGGGUCCCGAAUUUGGCAGUUUUUGUUGGGUGCGUCCGGAGCCCAGUCAACUUUGAGAUAACUGGUUUAAGAUAUUUGCACUUCUUUAAGACUAAAAAAGGUAAAUGUUCGUUGCUCUACAAUUACGCCUAUUCUAAACGAUAAUGAGCGAGGUUUGGUUUUAAGAGAGUGUUAUUAAAUUUUAAUUUUUGCAAGUCCCGCCCCAACAGUGCGAGGGUGACCCACCCCCUACGGAGAGGAUAUAAGUAGAGGGAUGCUGCCCUCUGGACCAGUGAUCCGGCAGAGUGUCUAGUGUGCAGUGUUGGAUUUGAUCAUGAUCCACGCAUCAUUAUGAAGGUUUAAGGAAUUUCUUCGGAAAACGUCAGGAAACACGAUGAAGAGCUGGCUGGAGGCGAGCGGGAUGGAGGACUCUCUGUCCUGCAUGCUGGCCGAGCCGCGGGAGGCGCUGCUGCCCAUCACCGGCAGAGAAAACCUCGCACCCAGAAAGAGAGACAGGACUCUAGAACCAUGCGCCAUGUCCGAAGAAGCAUACCUAUCGAGUGGCGCGGGCUCCCCCUGCGCAGGGCUGUCGCGCGAGGAGCGCCGGCGCCGGCGCAGGGCCACGCUCAAGUACCGCACCGCGCACGCCACGCGCGAGCGCAUCCGCGUGGAAGCCUUCAACGGGGCGUUCGCCUCUCUCAGGCGGCUGCUGCCAACCCUACCGCCUGAUAAAAAACUUUCCAAAAUCGAAAUAUUACGACUCGCUAUUUGUUAUAUUGCGUACUUGAACCAUGUUUUAGACGCGUAAUUAAGUUUGAGCACGGAUGCUCGAAAGCUGUACGCUUUAAUAUUUUAAGGACAGUCAAUCUGCCGUGGCAUCUUACUAAUUAUCUGCUAUGCGACUUCUGAGGCUGACUGUACUUAGAAGUUUGAGAAUCUAAUCUAGUCAUAUCAAUAUAAUUAUGAUUUCAAUUUAAAGUGAAGUUACAAAUACACUUAGUCGAAAGAUAAUUAAGACGAAAGCGGACGACCGUAAGAAUUCGCCUUUCCUUACAAACGUAUAGUCUUCAUUAUUGGCGACUACGCAUGCAUGGAGAAGCGGUCGUCCCCUUUCCUUUUAAGAACACUUUCUAGGUGUUGUAAGUUCUGUAGCUAUAGGUAUUAUUUUUUGUACAAUAUUUAUGUCUUCCUUUGUUAUUAAUGUUAUGAAGGUACGUUGUAAAUAAAUAAGUAACAAAUC
Molecule: messenger RNA, 1372 nt
Organism: Cydia pomonella (codling moth)
Lineage: Eukaryota; Metazoa; Arthropoda; Insecta; Lepidoptera; Tortricidae
Gene: HLH4C
Product: helix-loop-helix protein 1
Exons: 3
Coding region: 527-940 (137 amino acids)
Biological process (GO): regulation of transcription by RNA polymerase II
Molecular function (GO): DNA-binding transcription factor activity, RNA polymerase II-specific; RNA polymerase II cis-regulatory region sequence-specific DNA binding; protein dimerization activity
Source: RefSeq, a predicted model, not a curated record